Molecule: messenger RNA, 6719 nt
Organism: Manis javanica (Malayan pangolin)
Lineage: Eukaryota; Metazoa; Chordata; Mammalia; Pholidota; Manidae
Source: RefSeq, a predicted model, not a curated record
GGGCCUAAUGGGCGCCGUUCAUUGUCCCGGCGGAGCGGCGGUGCGGAGGCCACUGAGUCAGCGUGGGCCCGGGUGGCCUGCUGAGCCCUUGGCUUUGCCUGUGGGAGUCUGCCUGUCUCUGGCGGGGCUGUUAUCGCUGGUGAAGACCUGUGUCCACGUCUCUGGGUGUCUGCCUUCCCCCCAUGUCCGUGAGGUCUCUGUGUGACGGUUCCAUCCCGUGUCGAGGCUUUUCCUCUCUAUCUGCGUGUCUGUGAGCAUGGCGGGUGUGUCUCGCCCACUGGUUACCUGUCUUGUCUGUCCAUCUGUGUCAUAUUUGGAUGCUGCUGGAUGUUUUUGUGUGUGGCUGUGGGGUUGAGUGGGGGUGGGGGAAUAUCUGGAUGUGCCCCUCCCACAAGUGCAAGUGAAAGACGGUAUACACCGGGACAGGUUGCCUAGCAGGGUCGUCUCCCUUCUAGCCCCACGAGUCUCCUAGCCUGGGGUCCCCGAUGCCCCUGCUCCUUCCUGCCUCUCUCAGCCUUGACUGGCUCAUAGACGCCCUGGAUGGGCUGGGAGCUUGGAAGGGCAGGAAGUGUGUGGGUGACAGGACGUGGGCGCUGUUUCUAUUGCAUCCUCUGUAAGUGCCCCCUUAGAGGGGAUCAAAGACCCCUACCCGCUCCUGACCAGGGGCUGAUUUGUCUGCGGACUGUGUACUGGGCCCUCAGAGUGCCAUGCGUGGCCCUUUGGUGGGUCUGCCUCAUUCACAGGCCUCCAGUAACUGAGUUAAGGACCCUCAUCAUCCCCAUUUUACUCUGAGGUUCAGAGACUUUAAGUGAAUCACUUUAUACCCACCCAUCCAGGUUCCAGAGCCCCCACACUUAACCACCACACAAAUGGGGGUCCAAAUCCUUUUUUUCUUUGGGCUCAUCUGAGACAAAGUUGCAGGAUCUUUCCCCAUGACAAUUCUCCCCUUCAAAACAAUGGAAGGAAGGAGAGGGAUGGGCAGCCACUGCCUUUUAGCCACACAUCUUUCAGGCCACGCUAGGUUCCACGGUCGCCAGCCCCAUGCACAUGUCCUUACAGGGCCAUUGUGCCUUCACAGGCUUCUUUCUCUCCCCCCAAAAUUGUAAAUUAUAGUUUGUGAUUGCAUUGUUAUAAAGACAAACAUAAUCCGGGAUUAGAUUCACCUUUUUUUCUUGUGAUUUUAAAUAGAUGAAGGCAUUCCUGCAGUUCUACAGGUGUCAGGGCCCAGGCCCUCCGGGCCGCGUGUAUAUAAGUUGGCUCUGGUCGUGUCCACGUUUGGCCAGAGGAGCAGUGUUCUUGACUCCGUGGUGUGAGGAUAGGAGUCAGCAACUGCCAGUCCGGAAAGAAUGCCUUUUUAAAAAUUAAACUGUUUCAAGAAACUAUGACAGUAAUACGCAGUCACUGCCCCCAGGGACCCAACCAAAGGAAUCAAGUCAAUAACCCCCUUCUCAUUCCCACACUGUCCCCUUGAGGCCCCACCUGAUGCCCGUCUUGCCCCACCAUCCUGCGAAUUGGACAUGCUGCACAGAAGCACAGACACCCAUGUGUGCCCAUUCAUCUCUACACAGGGGUUAGCGUUGGGUAUAAACCAGGCACCUUGCUUUUCUCACUCGGUGGCAUUGCAGAGAUGUCAGCAGAUGCAGAACUAACCGCUUCCUAGAGGCCACCUGCCCCUUCGCGGUAUGGCUACCCCGCCACGCAGUUGGCCGUUUCUUUACUGAUGGACACUUACUUGUGUCCAAGUUUGUGGUUGGCUGGUUGGUCUUUUGCCUCGAGGAGCAGUGCUCCAAUAAACAUCUUUUUUCUCUAAAAACCUUUUACAUGGAGCUUUUAUUGCCACGGGCAGUGUCUCAGGAACACAGUUGCUGGGGUUUGGGGAUUCGCGCACUGCCAGCCCACUCUCCAGAAAGGUGGGGGACUUGGUUCCCGCAGGGGACAGCGAGAGGGCUGGUUUUUGUGUCUUCGCUGGUGCUAGAAGUUUGCUUAUCUAUUCACUCAUCUCCAUGUUGGGUGCCUUCCUGGGGCGUCCGUUCUGAUGGAGGGAAGACGGGACGAACUGGAAAGCAACUUUUUAAAAAGACAGUUUUCACUUGAUGCUGUGUGUGCUCGAAGAAGAUGGGGGGGAGUGUUGGUGCUGUAGCUUGGGGGCCUGGGAGAGGGGGAUUCUCCAGGGAAGGGGACCUUUGAGCUGGUGGCGAGGAGGAGCCACAUGCAGAAGAGCAUUCCCUGGAAGAACCGCAGUUGGAAGGCCAGUGGGCCUGGGGCCAAGUGUCCUGUAGAGGGAGGAGAGAGGUCGGAGGGCAUCAGUCAGGGGCCGACCGUGAGGGCCGCGCGGGCUGCGAAGACGGCUGCGAAGACGUUGCUGGUGUCUCAGGCCCUGGAAGCCGCUGGAGAGCUUUAAGCCGGAGCACGCGCUUCCUGUGGGCAGGCACCGCGCCCUGGAGUUUACAGACGUGAAGGGGUGGCUCCUUUGUGACUCAGUGGGGCUUCUUAGCCGCCCCACCACCGACACCCGCCAUGGGGGGCCAUCCUGUGCGGCUGGGCUGUUGAGCAGCCUCCCUCGUCUACCUGUGCUGGGCGCCCCCCGCAGCAGGCCUCCCCAAGCUGUGGCGCGUACGGGUGUCCCCAGACUCUGCCAGCGGCUGCCCCACAGGCCUCUCUGCCACCUGUCCUGUGUGUGCCCCCAAUGAGCUUAAAACUGGGGACAUUUGGCCUCAAAAAGACUCGUUUUCUUGUGGUUCUUACUCCUUACGAAGCAUUAGAAUUAUCUUGGAAGCUUGUUUGGGAAUUCUGAUGCCUGGGCCGCACCCCGGUUCAGAGGGUCUGGGCAGGGGCCCAGGAACCUCCUUUCUGAAUAAGAAACACCCCUGCUGGUUCUGGCUUGAGGACACAGCGCAGUGGCUAAAGGGCCUUUUGGGGCAGAAGACUGGGUGUGUCUGGGUGUCCUGAGGGGUUGGAGGCUUAGGAGGCGCAUUCUGGCCCAGCAGAGGGAAAGCCUGUGUCCAGUGAGAGGCGGCAGUGGCACAGAAAGCUCCCCGUCGCGGGCGGUGCGCGAGUCCCGGCGGGUCCCCACGCGGCCAGGGCUGAGCCGGCGUGUCUUGAACGCCAGCAGUUGGCCCUGACCUGUGCCACCCGUCCUGCUUCACUUUGCCUUUUCUUUAAACUGGCUCACUGAGUCGUGCUUGGAUUUUUUAGCUUAAACCGACUUCAAAGGGGUCCUCUCGCUGUGUGACUGAUUUAAAUAAAGCUGGGUGUUGGUGGGCGUGGCUAUAAAAGGAGGCAAACAUUAACACAAAUUAAAAACGCAAUUCUGGCUAGAUACUAUGGGGCCUGUAAUUUGGGGGAGAGUAGGCAGGGCAGGAGGGGUGGCAGGACACCCCCGCUGCCCCUGAGCAUGUAGGACGAGGAGGAGAAUCAAGCUGGGCUGCGUGUACCCUUCGCAGUGCCCCAAGCUCCCCGCCUAGGCCCCCAGGCGGCCCUGUCGCGCUCUGGGGACAGACUUGCCUGGCGCCGUGGUAACAGCAGUUGCCGGCAGUGCCCCUUACCGUGCGCCGCUCGCUGCCGGAUCCUCUCGGGUCUCUGUUGGUUGAACCUCACGGUCACCCCGUGGGACGGGGCGCAAGCAUCCUCGGGGUCGGGUGCAGCUGGGGUACCUGGUGGGGCCUCGGGCCAACACGGACCCAAGAGUGGGGUCUGGGAGGAGGCAGGGGUGCCGUUGCCCCCCCAGCCCGCGGGAGCGGGAGCGUGCACAGGGGUCUGGGCGCGCGCUUGAAAGGCGACAAGCACGUGGGCCCGUAUGUGCUCUGGUCUCAGCUGUGCGGUCGUGGGCGAGUGGCUUCUCUCUUUGGGCCUCAGUUUCCUCAUCCGAGAAACAGGGCGGGUGGAAGUAGUACCAGCCUUUAGGGUGUUGGGAGGAUUAAAUGGGACGCUUGCCGGGUGCCCUGCCUGCGAUGGUCGCCCAGGUGUGUGUGCCCUCCCUGCCUGUUUCCUACAGGGUGUGCGUCUGCCUCGCAGGGCAUCGUCUUUCUCCCCCACCCCAGGCUGUGUGUCCCCCGUCACUGUGGGCGCUGGAGGGAUGGUCGCCCAGCUGCCGACUGAUGAAGCCCAGGGGACCAUCCCAAGAUACACAGCCGCCAAGAAAGCUGGGAGUGGAGUCAGUGACUUCAGGGAUGUGGCUGCGGACUCCCCCCAGGAGGAGUGGCAGCGGCUGCAGCCUGCCCAAAAGAACCCGUGCAGAGAUGUGAUGCUGGAGACCUACAGGAACCUGGUCUCGCUGGGGAUCUAUCCUUUAGAAAUCUUCCUAUAGGUGUGCAAAGUUUUACACAGGAAGAAAAAGAGGAAUGACCUGCAUGCCCAUCUGUACGAGACUGACUAAACAUGUCAAAGCGUGUUUUGAUAUGAUAGAAACCCUGCAGCUCCUCAAAGACUUGGAGACUAGACCUGAAAUGAAAGAAUCGGGUCCCAAGGAGGUCAUUGCGGAAGACAGAGCGCUGGUCGGGGCGGUCGCGCAGGGACCUGAGAGGAGCGGCGCGUGGGUCCCCGCCUUUGGGGGCAUGUGGACGCGGGAAGCACGAGGGCCUGUGCGGAGCGCGCGGGACCGGCCCGGGCCUUGGACCCCGGGCGGUGUGAGCCUCGGGCCUCGGUCAGCCGCGGCCCUGCCCUGGGCUCCCCGCCGCGCGAGCCCCCGAGAGAAGAGGGGGCCCGGCGGCUGGGCAUGCGCAGGGAGAGCAUCCCGAGGGGCUUGGCGCCCUCCACGCCGGACGCGGUGGGGAAGCCCUUUGGCUGCACGGAGUGCGGCAAGGCGUUCGGCCGGAGCUCGUCCCCGCUGAAGCACCGCCGGAUCCACACCCGGGAGCAGCCCUUCCAGUGCGCCGCGUGUGGCAAGGCCUUCAUGGAGCGCUCCUCGCUCACCAUCCACCGUCGCGUGCACACCGGCCAGAAGCCGUACGCGCGCGGCGACUGCGGCAAGGCCUUCAGGCAGAACAUGCAUCUCGUCGUGCACCAGCGCACGCACACCGGGGAGAGGCCAUACGUGUGCGGCGACUGCGGGCGCGCCUUCAGGCAGAACAUGCACCUGACGGAGCAUCGGCGGACGCACAUGGGCGAGAAGCUGUUCGCGUGCGCGCAGUGCGGCAAGGCCUUCGGCCAGAGCGCCUACCUCAUGGAGCACCAGCGCAUCCACACCGGGGGGAAGCCGUACAGGUGUGGCCAGUGGGGCAAGGCCUUCAUCAAGAACUCCUCGCUCACCGUCCCCCAGAGGACCCACAGCUGGUGGGUCCUACAGCUGCGGCGAGUGCAGCAAGGCCUUCAGCCGCAACACCAACCUGACGUGACACCCGAGGAUCCACACCUAGGGGGCCUGCCAUAGUGCGCCCCAGAACCCACACCUGGCGGGCCCUCCGCCCGGGAAGUUCUGACAUGGGACCCCCGGGUGGCCGGUGUGAGGCGAGGCCCGCCCCAGCGGCUCCCAGAGUGGGGGCAUGGGACAGGCUCCUGCCCUCCGGGGCGCAUGCCUGUGCCAGCGGUCAGCAAGGCCCUGUGCAACUGCUGUUUCAGGGAACACGGGUGGUUCCCUGAGGCUGGCAGCUUACGGAGCGCCAGGACGCGAGGGCAUCCGGUUCCACACCACGUCUCUGGGUAAAUCGUUGCAAGAGCGUGGACGAAGCCUCAAGGGCCCCGGGUCUCCCGCAGUGAACACAGGACAUUUCUCCCUAGCCACACACCCUGGAGCCAGUUGAGAAGCAGGCGGUCUCUGUAAGAUAAAUUCUAACCAAAAUAAGCAGGUGACGAGAGGCAACAAAGGGCCAGGCAGUUUAUUUGAGCGCAAUUCCGGCGAUGUUCCCCGGUCUGGCUAGUCACAGGUCAGGGAAGUCGCGCCCAGCCGGGCAGGCAGCGAGUUUUUGAAGAAGGCAGGGGGAGGCAGAGCUUAGAUUUACGGCGGCGCGAGGAUUGGCCAGCCUGAGGCACCCUUUUCAGGUUGGGAGGGGGCAGCAGCCGGGGACUUUGGUACAUCAUCAGUGUCUGACGUGCUCACCCCUCCCUCCGGUGCCUCCAGCCUUACAGUCUCCACCUGCGAGCUUGCUGGGCAGGGUAGGCACGAGAGGGGCUGCGUCCUUCCCAAGCCCGGCGCCCCUGUGAACUUCUUACCAAAUAUGCUGGAAGCCCCCAGCCAGUAGCGUGGAAGUUGGCAAGUUGUUUGUGAGGGGUACAAUUUUUUUUUGAAUUAGCAAAUAACAGUAGCCACUUCAGAUGCCACAGUUUCCAUAGUUGUCUGUUAAAUUUUUUAAAAAAUAACACUUUUAAUUAAGGGAGACCAAUGUCAUUUUGAAUAGUCAUCAGCUGCAGAAAAAUACAGGUACCAGUUGCCCUGUCAAAAUCCGCGUCAGUGCUUGUGGAGAGAGGGGCAGGCCGGGGAGCAGCCAGAGGCUUGGCCUUCAAGUGUAAAUACUUGGGGACUGAAGGAGCAAGCGCGUCGGGGCACAGACCAUCCGUUCUUAGGGUUAUUUUUGAAGCUAAACUUGAGGGCACCUCCGGGUGUUUCCCAAGGCCGACCUGAAGUUUACAGGAGUUCCCCCAGUCUCCUUUCUCUGGUGUCUUCCAUGCCACCCUUUAUUUUAACCCUUUGUGCUGCUCACCACAGAUGUCCUGGUGUUUCCAAAUGUCCCGCACUUCCUGACACUGGUGUACACAAAGAAUAAAUAAUUCGUUUUUAAAAAUCA